UGCUCCUCUUCCGCGGCGAGCUCCCCCGCCGGAUUGAAGAUCCGGAUCCCCGCGCUCUUGGGUUUUCUGUGAUUUGAGAUCUCUUACUGCUUCUUGGGCAUUUGAGCUCAAUGGUUGCAAGAUUAGUCUUUUGCAACUUUUUGUACUCAUGUUGAACUUUUUAGCGGCGUAAACUUGCCAGAACCAGGUUAAUGGCAUCUGGUACAAAGUCAGACUUGUUGUCUGGCAGCCCUGAUGGGCAUGGAUACUUCAAUGGAUCACGCGGGUCAUAUUCGUCUGCUUCAUUGGAAAGGUCAGGAAGCUUUCGUGAAGGUGGUGAUAGUUAUGCGACGUUCCCAGUAUCAAGCUCAACAAGAUCACCAGCAACUAAGAGCAGCGACUCUGCUACCUUGCUUCAAUCCCUUGCCAUGGAACUAAGAGCAGCAACUUUGGAUCAGAAAGCAUCUCGAUUAGAUGUAAAAAAAUCAAUAAGUUCCAUAUUUGGAACUUCUCCAGAAGAAUCAACAUCAACUCCAUGUACAGGAAGGAACUUUCCUAAUUCUGUUGAAGAGAUCAGACGUUUGAGGCAUAACCUUAAUGAGAUGUCAAACAAAGCUAGUUUAAGAGCUAGAGCUUUUGGUGCUGCUGUAGCGAAGAUUGAUAAAUGUUGUCCUAACAUUACACGAAAACGUUCCCGCGGAGACAGUUCAUCAAAUGAACGAUCUACCGCAUCUUUGUGUGGAGGAGCUAUGUCCAGGAUUGGCCCGCACGGCCAUCUAAAUGCAGAUGAUGCAGAACUUGGGCCUCAAAGAGAAGAGAGGACAAAGAAUGCAGUACAAAAUAGGAGAUUGCGUACAUCCAUGACGGAGAUGGACUCAAGGACCGCGAGUAUCUCAAGGGGAUUGGCACCCGUUGAUAGAAGCUCGGAUCCUGGGAAAGUUACAAAUGGUGGUCCAGCAGUUCCUGAAGAAAAAACGAGAGGCUUGGCAACUAGUAUUGAUGGUUGGGAGAAGCCAAAGAUGAAGAAAAAGCGUUCUGCCAUCAAGGCAGAUGUUUCAUCUGUUAGUACUUCACGAACCAUGGAUGUAGACCGGGAGCAGAAACAAGGCAUGCAACACAAGUUUAGCAGUGAUGCCAGGGCAAGAAUGGGAAAUUCCCCUAGUUUCAGGUCUGGAGCUGUUGCAUCUGUCUCUGGCACUGGUAAAGCAGACUUGCUUUCUGCACAAAAUGGUCUUGUUGGGCGAUCCCUGAAUAGGAAUGACCAAGACAGUGGUUUCCAUCCUACUAACAAAAGGGAUCGACAACUUGUUUUAGACAAGGAAAUGUCCAAUCCCAAAGCUAUUAACAAAUUCAAUGAAGAUGACACUAGUUCUAAUAUCACAGCAGUAUCAAAGGCAAACGGGUCUGCUAGGGGACCCCGAUCAAACUCUGGUUCAUUAUUGAAGUCAUCUCCAAACAGGCAUCGACUACAAGCUAAUCCUGAUGACUGGGAACAUCCUUCUGCCACAAAUAAGUUGAAUUCUGCUAGUGGAUCUGGCAAUUCUAAACGUACAAAGUCUGCACAUUCACUAUCCCCUCCCACCCAGUGGGGUGGGCAGAGGCCUCAGAAGAUUUCCCGUUCAGCAAGGAAGUCAAAUCUCCCCAUCAUCACAAGCACUGAUGGGACAUUAGUAUCUGGUUCGCUUGAAAGUCCAUCUAUCAGUGAACAAUCUGCUGGGUUACCCAGGCGUGCAUCUAUAAAUGGUUCACAACAAGCCAAACGGGGAGAUCAUGGGCACUCAACUGGACCUGAAGGAGGCGAGUUUGGAUUUGCUGAGAAAAAGUUGAGGGACAAAAGCAAAAGGGCUGGUGAACUGGAUGAUGGCCACUGUGGUUUUCAAAAGACUGCAAUGCUUGGGCAUCCUUCCAAAAAGAAUAAGUUUUCUGUUGAUGAAGAUAUUGGUGAUGCUUCACGAAGACAAGGAAGGAUUGGUCGUGGUUUUACUCCAACCAGGCCCAGUACCCCUUCAUCACUUGACAAGCUUGAAAAUGCUCCGAUUACAAAACAAAGAAGUGUAAGGACAGUCUCGGAGAGAAAUGAAAGUAAAUCUGGAAGACCACUGAUAAAGAAGAUAUCAGAGCGUAAAGGCAAUGCACGCCCUAGGCAUACAAUUAGCAAUCUGCAGUUGGACUCUCCUGUGCAAUCAGAAGAUGAUCAUGAGGAACUGCUUGCUUCAGCAAAUUCUGCUCUAAGGUCUGCUUAUGGAAGUGCAUUUUGGCGGCAGGUGGAUCCUUUCUUUGGUUUUGUGACCACGGAAGACAUAGCGUACCUAAGUGAACAGAUACAUUUGCUAGAUGACUCUGCUGCGAGCAGGUCAGUUGAAGGAGACGAAAGUCGGAAAUACAAGGGUAGCCUUGAAUACAUUUCAGAGCCAUCAACUCCGGCUGGUAGCAACAAAGAUGACCAUAGUGCUCUUCCAAAUGGGUAUGCCCUGAAUGGGAUGGUGAAUGAUUCAGGCGCCUGGGGGACAAGCUGCAUUGAACCUAUCCUGGAUCAACUUGUCCAAGGAAUUGAUGUGCGAGAAGUUGGUUCGGUUGGCCAAAGACUUAUUCAAGCUUGGAUAGAUGAAGAUAAGGUUGAUGAUAUUGCCAACGACGUUUACAGAAGCGAAGGAUAUCCAUUCGAUACACAUGAAAUACAUUUUGAUGAAGGAGGAUGGAAAUCUCAUUCAGAAGGUUAUAAGUUGGAGCCUUUGCUGAAUUUUGAAGCUGCAGGGAAUUGCCCUAAUGGUUUCAUGUCGGGAUCUGAUUGGAAAUACAAUGAUGAACCGUCACACAAGAACAGUAAUGUCAUGGAGAAGGCCAAGGUGUGGCCCGAGUUUCAGUACAGUGAAAUGUGCUUCAGUGAUAGGAUUAUCAUCGAGCUAAGUGAAGUGGGUGUAUCUAUUGAACCCGUGCCCGAUCUUGCACAGAGUGAAGACGAGGAUGUCAAUGCUGAAAUCUGUAGAUUAGAAGGCCAACUUCAUAAGGAGGUUCUCGAGAAGGAAAAGUUACUAGCGAAGUUGGACAGAAUGGUUAGAACUGCGAAGGAGUCUCAGCAGAGGGAAUUUUCGCGGCGCGCCAUGGAGAGACUUGUGCUGAUUGCUUACGAGAAAUACAUGGCUUUCUGUGGCUCAAAUAAUUCAAGCAGCAAAAGUGUUAAUAGAGCUAGCAAACAUGCUGCCCUCAGUUUUGUUAAACGCACGAUGGCACGUUGCCAAAUCUACGAAGAGGCAGGAACAAGCUGCUUUGAUGAAGCCCCUUUCAAGGAUAUGUUUAUAUCAGCAACUUCACACAGAAGGGACCCAGAUUCUGCUUCACAAGAAAAUAAUACACUACCAAAAUCGGUCCAAAGGUCUAGUGCAUCGGACGCUUCUCGAGCGAGCAGUCACAUGUCGGAUCUGUCAUUUGCCAAGGAGGAUCCCUGGACAAAUAAUGUAAAACAAAGGGAAUUGUUGCUUGAUGAGGUUGUAGGCAGCAUAACUGGAGGAACCCUGAAGACCUCGGGCCUUGGGGCUUCCCUUGUUAGCAAUACAAAAGGAAAGAGAAGUGAGAGAGAUAGGGAAGGUAAAGGGCACAGAUCAGGGCGCCCACCAUCGUCCAAUGCAAAAGGGGAACGGAAGAAUAAAACAAAGCCCAAACAGAGGACAGCCAACAUAUCUGCUCCUGUGGGCAGUGCUCCUCCCCGGGAUCCGGAUCCACAGCUGCAGACGAUAGUAACUCCUUCAGACAACAAGAGCAAGGACAGUAGCACCUUUGCUGCCACUAGACGUGAUGAACCGGCAAAUCCCACACAUGAUGCUGAAAUACCAGACUUAUCUAACCUUGAGCUACCAGGAAUCGAUGGCGAUUUUGGCGGCUGGUUAAAUAAUAUAGACGACGACGAUGGGUUCCAGGAUCUCGACUUGAUGGGCCUCGAGAUCCCAAUGGACGACAUCAACGAGAUUAAUAUGAUGAUAUAGGCCCACAUAGAAAGCUUCAUAUAGUGCACAGGUAACAGGUGGUUCUCUCAAGAUAACCACCAACCCCAGCAGGUUUAACACCAGGCCGGAUAGUCCCCAGGUAGCCUUUUCUUUUUCUUUUUUGAUAAAAGCUUGUAGAGACCUCACACCCCUCCCCCUUUGUAUCAUCGGCGUGCAGCUCGCCUCCCUACCUUGUACAACACGUUACUCUGUACUGUACAUAUCUAUUUUGGUGCUGUACAAGGCAGGGAGGCCAGUUGCUUGAUUGUACUCGAAAGGCUGUACAUAUGGUAUCCCCUUGUGCUAAAAUAAAGCGGCGUCGGUUAUAGCUUUA
Molecule: messenger RNA, 4293 nt
Organism: Triticum dicoccoides
Lineage: Eukaryota; Viridiplantae; Streptophyta; Magnoliopsida; Poales; Poaceae
Exons: 16
Coding region: 192-3959 (1255 amino acids)
Source: RefSeq, a predicted model, not a curated record